Molecule: messenger RNA, 4660 nt
Organism: Chelmon rostratus (copperband butterflyfish)
Lineage: Eukaryota; Metazoa; Chordata; Actinopteri; Chaetodontiformes; Chaetodontidae
Gene: abraxas2
Product: abraxas 2, BRISC complex subunit
Exons: 9
Coding region: 9-1358 (449 amino acids)
Biological process (GO): protein K63-linked deubiquitination; attachment of spindle microtubules to kinetochore; mitotic spindle assembly
Cellular component (GO): nucleus
Molecular function (GO): polyubiquitin modification-dependent protein binding; microtubule binding
Source: RefSeq, a predicted model, not a curated record
UUUCCAUCAUGGCGGCAUCCAUUUCAGGUUAUACUUUUAGUUCUGUGUGUUAUCACAGCGCCAACAGCAACUCAGAUCAUGAGGGCUUCCUGUUAGGAGAAGUAAGACAAGAAGAGACUGUCAGCAUCAGUGACACGCAGAUCAGCAGCGCAGAAUUGCUCCAGGUUGUAGAAAUCCAUAACCAUGAUCCUUGUGCACAGUUAUUUAGCUUUUAUGACUACGCAGGCAAAAUCAAUGAAGAGAAUCUCAACAGCAUUCUUAAAGAUAGGCGGAAAAACGUCAUUGGUUGGUACCGGUUCCGGAGGAACACGCAGCAGCAAAUGUCGUUCAGGGAACAGAUCAUCCACAAACAGCUGACUCAGCUGCUUGGUGUGCCCGACCUCGUCUUCCUUCUUUUCAGCUUCAUCUCCACCGCCAACAGCUCCACACACGCACUGGAGUAUGUGCUCUUCAGACCUAACCGCAGUAGGUACAACCAGAGGAUCACCCUCACAAUCCCAAACCUCGGCAACACAAGCCAGCAGGAAUACAAAGUCUCCUCAGUGCCCAACACCUCACUCAACUACACCCAGGUCAUCAAAGAGCAUGGGGCUGAAUUCUUCGACAAAGAUGGUGUGAUGAAGGAUAUCCGAACAAUAUUCCAAGUCUACAGUGCACUGCAAGAUAAAGUGCAGGCUGUGUGCGGGGAGGUAGAACAAAGCGAACGUGUGAAAGAGAAAAUUCAAGAGGAUGUGAACAAACUCAAACAACAAAUCGCUCUCAGGAAACGCAAGACGGCAGAAGAGGAGAGGAGACUCCAUGAGGCCCAAAAUGCAGACUCCCAUUCCACUUCGGAGGAGAACAUAGAACCUUCUGAGGCUUCUCCUCUGUCCCGGAUAACUUUCCACGCACCCUCUGCCCCCGAGCGGCCCAGUACCUCACCUAACCCACCAUCUUAUGCUGACCUCUUGUCCCAGGAUGACUCUCUGCUCUCCACUUCUUCCCCACCUACCAGUGCUGCUCUACUGCCCCGGCCCCAAGCUGUGGGCUCUCCAGGACACCCUACCCCUGGCCCACUGGGGAUGGGCCUGGGCCUCGGGUUGGGCUUGGGCACCAGCUCUAAUCCCGUCACCACUCCCAGCACCCCAUACCUUGGCAAUGGUGACGGGUCAAGCUCUGACUCAUUAGACAGACAGGCUGCGGGGCAGGAAGAUGAUGAAGACGAUGAGGAUGACGAGGAUGACGAAGAUGAGGACAGUAGCGAAUAUGAGAACUUAGUGAGUGAAGCCGCUCAUCUGCCAAUGGCCAGCGUUUUAGCGCAAGGCCGACCGGCUGCCCUUAGUCCUGAUGGGGACGCUCGUGGCUCACAGACCACAUAGAAACAUGCAGGGUGUGUAUGGGACACAAAUAAGUGACACACCUUGAGAGGUGGGCAUCUCAAGCAAUCAAAGAUAGACAAAUAUAGACAAAAAGAAGUGCCAGUCCUGAAAGUGAAAGGCAUGCACAGGUGGUAUCCCGCUGUGAGUAUUUCUUCUUGUCUUAGUCUGAUCUCCAUUUUAAGGGGAAACAUUGCUAUACUUCGCAGGCUUAAAAGUGUGUCUCACUGGGGGGAAAAGUUGUCUGUUUGCGUUUUUCUUUUCUUUUUGGAAUGGGGUCAGUCUGGAUACUUCAGUGUGAACGUGUCUGGUUUCAUGGUCGGAAGUGGAUAUUACAGCGCAAUUUAUGCCAGCUGGUUUGCGAGCCGGCUCCCCAAAGGACAGGCCCUUCUCCACACUUUCCUUAUUGUUUUUGUUUCACAUUUGCAUCACCAACUCUGAGCACCCACUCUUGCAUUACCUCUUGCACUAUUAUUAUUAUUAUUAUUAUUAUUACUACUAAUAUUUUGGCCUUCUUUUAAACAAACCAUCUAUAUAAUCUAGAUAAUGGGGAAAAUAUUGUGCAGCCUUCAAACAACUUUUAAAAUGAUGUAGGCAAAUGGUUGUUUUUUUUAAUUUGAAGAGAUAUAUUUGUUAUUACAAUUUCUUUAACAUGCACAUUUAUCUCAUUUUGAUUUUGGACUUUCUUUUCCAUUUUCCACAGUCUUGUCCAAUUGAUUAAUCGUAAAGUUGCCUAUUUAAAUAAUGAAGAAUAGAUUUCAAACAAAAUUUACUCUGCCACUUCUGUAAUGGGUGCUUUAUAUAUACAUAAAUAUAUAUAUAUAUUUUGUCAGAUUAACAGUUAAUCUAAUUUGAUUGACAAGAAUGUCAAUGUCUUGUUCCUCUUGGAUAACACUGAAAUUGUAUGCGCUUUGCUGCACUUAACAAAAUUUAAGCUUUCUUUAUUAUUGUGCUAUACCAAUGCUGUCAUGUUGUGCCACUUGAGUAGUCCUCUUUGACCACCCUGAGCCACACUCAGCUCAGCUUUUGUGCGUUGUACGGGGUUCACAGGGCAAACACAAUGUACUGUAGCUUUACUAACCAGAUGCUUAAGGUUCCCUUUCUGCUGCUGCAACACAGAGAGCUGCCACUAAAAAAAACUGCAUCUGUCUGUUGUUCUUCACAUGAAAACCUGGCUGCUACUUCCACUUCACAGUGCUGGUUGUCUUUAAUACUACUGACCGUGAUCAUAUAAUCACUUCAAGCUCACUUCUCACUGACUUGUUCUCUAUUAAAAUCCUAAUGGAAGGCUGAUACCCCCUGUAGUGUGUGAGUUGUAACCUUGGGAACAGAGAGCGAGCGAUCACCUUCCUGUCUUGCAUAGUUGACAGCAAACCUCGUGUAUUCUGACCUAGUUGGGUCAAUGUUAUGUGUAUGGACCUGGAUAAUGUGAUGACAACAUCAUGACCUUGCUUCAGUAUACAGUGCCUUCCACUCAGGGCAGUUUCUAUCUGCACACAGAACACAUUCACAGAUCUCUCUUGAGGGGUAAAAUGAUGACAAAUUGUGUUGUGUUUGCAUUAAUUGACUUCCACCUUUUUUUAUUUAGUCCUGCAGUUAUAUGCCUCUCUUUCCAUGACGUGUUUUGUCUACCUGAAACAAUCUUCACUGCUUCCUAAAGCUGUUCUUCCUUUUUUCUUUCACUGACGACUUAAAAGUGGACCCGCAUCUCAUGGUUGCAGCUCUGACUUUGCUUGCUUUAUUAUUUGAAACUGGAAUUGUGACAGUAAAGUCCGAGGGAAUCUGCUUAGUAGCCGAUACUUCCAGCAAGGCAGAGUCGGUAUGAUGAGCAUGACUGACAUGCAGAUGACUUUUUUUAAACAUCUGGUCUGUUUGAAGACAACUGAGAAACAAGGUGUGGAUUUAUUAAUGUAGGACACACUCCUUGCAUGAACCGAUCAAUUCAAGACACUUAUAAUCAGCAUGGACAGACAUUUGCACUGCACAUGGAGGUGAUCAGGAGGUUGCACUCAGUUUGGAAUUGAAGACAUUUUGUGAUGGGAGAAGCUUUGCCUUGUGAACUAGCUCCGCUUUAUUUACACAGCCUGUUUGUAUGUCAUGUUUUCUGCCUUAGGGUCAUUUCAUUUGCCCUGAUGUGUAAUGCCAAUGCAUCACUUACGGGGACUGGCACUCAAAAUGUUACUUAAUAAUCACUCAGAGUAACACAAUCACACAAUGUUAAAAGAAAUGACAAAAUCAGUUUGUUAGGAGUUUGGUUUCCUUUGACUACUGGAAUAUAAUAAGGAAAUAUAUAAUGAAUGUAUAGUAGACAAGGGAGGGGGGGGGUAGCAUUUAAACAGCACUUACUGUAUAAGCGUGUCUCAGUUGAGUGUUGUGGUGGUAUAGAGCAGCAGUUCUCGAUGUUGGUCCUCACUCUUAAUCCUGCUCCUCAGUCCCUAGAUGAUUGCUUUUUAAGUAUUUCCUUCUGGCACCCCCAGGUGUAAGCCUGACUUGAUGGCCAGCAUGAAAACCAGCAGGUCUCUGGUGCUGAGGAUCACUGGCAUGAAGCAUCAGAGGGCUAACAUUGUUAAGAUCCUAUACCUUUCAAGUUCCAACGUAAUCCAAAUAUACACUCAUGUACUCUUACUGUAUGGAGUGACCCUUCCCUUCCUUCCCCGAGUGGGCCAUUCAUUGCAACACCGACACCUCCCUGAAAGCACAAAGUUCAGUGCACAGCUUAGAUCUUCUUAGCUUUUAUCUGGAUAUGUGUACUUGAUGAAAGUAGACCAAGGACUUGCUUGGAUGAGCACAGAGAAUAUGGUUCUAAAACGGGGAUAAUAAAUGAGACAUGCAUAUGUGAUAUGAUGUGCCUUUGUUUUCUUAUUGCGGUACAUGGAGUACCUCUUUCAAUGUGGAAAUAAUUUUUGCAUGCUUGGAGACCAAAAAACAUUUAAAAUGACUGUACAAUGUAUACACAUUUUUAACUUCUUCCAAAAACUUGCGCAAAACCUGAACUGUAUUUACUUUGGAUGCGUAUUCCUAUGCGCCAAACCUACUGGUGCGUAUGUCAAUGACAUCACAUUGGAGUGGGAUGAGCUUUCCUGUAAACAAGAGUCGCCUCCAUGCAUAAAUUUUCCCGGUGAACAAAUUACUUGGUAUAGUAUUAAUCAUGGUGUAAAUUAAAUUUCGGCUUCGGAGUGUGUACAUGACUGUCAAUAAUAACAAAUCAGCGUUGGGAGCUGCUCAAGCUGUCAUGCAUUACUGCAGACUGCUUGCUGCAGUAUUUUUACGAUGACAUCAUCCCCUUAUCCUUUUUGAGGGGUUAC